AUGGUUACUGGACCAAAUGGAUUCUCUAGGCAAGAGGAGAUUACGUACCAGAAUAAGAAGAAUCACAGUUAUGUCUUGCAUGCCCCGGUGUCUGGGUUAUAUCACCUGAUGCUGAAGGCCCAGUCUAACAAGGUUAACUCCUCAAACUCUCUGACAUAUGAUGUAGAGCUGUCUCCUUCUCCACUCAAGGUCUCAAAAGAGUCGAAAACAUCACGGAGUUUUGAGCUGAUGUGGGAAAGGAACGACACCAAUAUAAAGAAUUUCCGCCUGCUAGUGUUCAAGGAAAAUGACUGUUUGAAAGAGGUUCAUUUUGAAGAACAGGAUGCAAUGGAACAAGCACAAGGGUCUUGUGGAAGUGUGGGUCGUGAGAAAUUUGGGAAAAAACAGGUGAACUUCAUGUACAAUGUCACAGACUUGUUCCCUUACAUUGAGUAUACACUGAAGCUGUAUCUGAAAUCUGAAGGUGUAGGUGAGAAUCCUGAUCCGGCUACGCUGACCGUCAGAACGAAUCCUGAGGUGCCAUCUAAAAUAAAAAGCAUAAAUGUGACAGUGGAAGGAGCUAAGAAUGUGAGUGUAUGUUGGAGUCGGCCAGAGCCUUUCCCUGGUCCUACAGGCUACACACUGACUCUGAUGGAUUUGGGAGAGAAAUCACAGAAAGAAAGAGGGCAAGUUAUCGCUGGUUUUUUUAGCACAUGUGAGACCAUUGACGAUUUAGAAGAAUUUUGGCUGUACAAAGUUAGAGUGAUGGCUUCAACAGAGGCUGGAAAUGGUCCACCCACAUAUACAACUGAAUUUAGAACACUGGAAGCAGCUCCAGGUAAAGUGACCCAGCUGGAAAUCAGACAAAUACAGGAUACGUAUCACAGCCUGAAUGUUACAUGGAAGGCUCCGCUACUGAGAGACAGAAACGCCAACAUCACUAACUUUACUCUGACCUACAAGCUGUCUGGAAUGCAAUAUGAUAAUGAGACGGUAUUCACCCUUCCCUGGUCACCAUCCAGGGAAGCACGUUACGCACAAACAGUGUCUGUUGAACCUGAGAAGAAUUAUACCUAUGAAAUAUCUGCAGGGAGUGCGUGUUGCCAAGGUGAAGUGUUGACAGAAAUACACUACUCUCCUGCUGGAAAUCCACCACAACCGACCGGCUGUGUGAUAGGCUGCUCUGACACCAAACCCUCCUUGUCUGAACCAGAGAGUGCCAGGUCCUUCUCUCUCACAAUCACAACAGAUUUCUUCUCAAAUGAUACCAAUGGAAAAAUCACAGACUAUGGCCUUGUGGUUGAUGCAGUGCAAAGCAAUGAAUCUACAGUCUCCAGCACAGUGGCUAAUAUGAAAGCUGACCAUUUUAUAGAGUUUAACAACUGGUACAAAGCCAACGAAGAUAAUUUCCAAAUUCCCUACAGAGCUACCCCUUUAGGCUGGUCUUUUCAGACAGUUGGUGGUAGUCGAUCUAAGAGGGAAGCAGCUAUUACAUUAACUGUGGGAGAAGACACAAACUGUAGUACAAAAGGUGUGGACAGUUUCUGUAACGGUCCCCUGCUUCCAGGCAUGGAUUGCAGAGUGAAAGCCUUUUCCUGUACUGCAGGGGGAUGCACUGAGACGAAGUAUGUUGGGGGAUAUAGAACCAAAGAGGAAAAGGAUUACAAGACAAUAACCAUUGCUGUCAGCGUGUCAUGUGGCCUGGCGAUAAUCAUUCUUCUCGCCGUUAUUGUUGUGAUCACAGUGCGAUCUAAACAUCAGAAGAAACAAAAGGACACGCGUCGUCAUGAGAGGCCUAGGGCUGAAGACUUGAAUAUGGAUCCUUAUGAGACAAUGAAACCAGUAAGACAGUUGUUGUUAUAGUAAUGCUUUGAUGGCCUAUCUUAUGUUGUUACCAGAACUAUCUUAUGUAAUAUAUUUAAGAUGCUGUUCUUUUCGUUUUGAAGGAUAAUUUAAAUAUUGGUUAUUGGUUAGGGGAAAGUGGGGCAAGAUGGGAGACUUAACUUCACGUACUUGUGUGUAGCUAAAUUUGAAAGCAGCUGUGUAAGAACAGAGAAUUUGUGAGGAACGGACACGAUAUCAGUCAUUUAUUGAUAGCUGUAGUUUUGUACGCGUGGACAAUUCCGACAUAAAAUAAAAUUUUGGUCUGUCCCUUUUUGCCCAAACGUAUGAAUUAAGGAAUCAACACGUGUUUCAGCACAACAAACAAAUUUUGGUAUUUGUAUUGACACUUGUAACAACGCACACCGUUAAAAAUAUCAUGGUAUUGUUUCCAGUUUAAUUGAUUAGUUACACAGUUC
Molecule: messenger RNA, 2279 nt
Organism: Liolophura sinensis
Lineage: Eukaryota; Metazoa; Mollusca; Polyplacophora; Chitonida; Chitonidae
Exons: 14
Coding region: 1-1842 (613 amino acids)
Molecular function (GO): protein binding
Source: RefSeq, a predicted model, not a curated record